AACAUGGGGGAUGUCAAACUGGUAUCGACUCAGAUCUCCAAAGCGACCUUAACUUUGAACCACUCUUCUCUAAGAACUCCCACUGCAACAGAAGCACCAGCAUUUAUUCUAUCUCCACGAAAUAUCCAGGUGCCAAUCGGAGGCACAGCAAAAUUUGAAGGACAGGUUAGAGGCAACCCUGAACCUCAGAUCACAUGGUACAGAAAUGAGCACCUUGUCACAGGAGAGCGCUGUGUAGCAAAUUGCAGCAUCGGAGGGAUUUUCAGCUUGAUGAUUAAAGGGGUGAAGGAGGAAGAUGGUGGUCUGUAUACAUGUCAGGCCAGAAAUGCUGGUGGGAUUCGCCAGGUGACUGUGGAAUUGACAGUGGAAGGAAAAGUUUUGAAGAAAUAUAACUUGCCUUCCAGUUCCAAAAGUUCUGGGGGUCAGUCUACUGUUCUACCUAUAGAACAACGGCCCAGCAUCUGGGGCGAAUGUCCACCCAAGUUUGCUACAAAACCCAACCGGGUUAUUGUACGAGAAGGACAGAAUGGUAAAUUUUCCUGUAAGAUAACAGGGCGACCUCAGCCUCGGGUCAUUUGGUUCAAGGAUGAAAUUCAGGUGCAGAAAAAUGAUCGUUUUAACAUGUUUGAGAAAGCAGGCAUCCAGUUUUUGGAAAUCCAAAAUGUUCAGCUGGCUGAUGCUGGAAUUUACACUUGUACCUUGAUGAAUAAUGCUGGGAAGGCUUCUGUGACUGCAGAACUCAUGGUUCAAGGUUCUCUAAAAAGGGAUGCAUGUUCUCAACCUCUUUGCACAUCAGUAAAACCCAGUGCCUCUACAAAAUCCACCAAUAUUACCAAAGCUAUUGAAACCUCAGAGAUCAGAAAACCCACCAGCAAUGGGAUAGUUAAAGACCUCAAAUCAACUACUACAGAGCUUUUGCUAGAAUCCAAAGAAAGGCCAUUGGUGAAAAGAGAAAUUCACCUUGUUCCACCCAAAGAAGCCAGAGAGACUCAAUUGCAACAAGUGAAGGAACCCAGCAGAGAGCCACCUAAAGAAGAGAAGAAAGGUCAACAACUUCUGCAGAAAACAUCAAGCACUAUAACUCUUCGCUCUGUGAAAGUACAGCCCGGACCAAAGGCAGAAUUGAAGGCGGUUUCCUCUGAACAGGAAGUUAAUGGAGAAAAAACAAAGCAGUUACUGGUAGCAGAUUGGCAGGAUGCGUUGUCUACCAAGCCAGAUAACGUGACCUCUGAAGAAUUGGAAAAUAAUGUUGGGUUAAAGAAGAAUGCCGCAGAAAUAAAGAUUCAGAGAAUCCCUCCGCAAUUUGAGUGUCGGCCUCAGAGCCAAGAAGCUUUGGAAGGAGAAGUGGUUACAUUUAGAUGCAGAGUUUCAGGGAAACCCAAGGCAACUGUUGAAUGGUUCAAAGAAGGAGCCCUUCUGGAAACGGGAGACGGCAUCCUGAUAUAUGAAGAAGAUGGAGUCCAUUGUUUAUGCCUGAAAAAUACUCAGCUGGAAGACAGUGGAUUUUACUCUUGCAAAGCUUUCAAUCCUGGAGGACAAGCUUCAACCAGGUGGCUAUUGACAGUAAAAAGGCCUAAAGUGAAGGAGGUACCUCCCCAUUUUCUCCGAGUCCUGAAAUCCUGUCACGUGAGUGAAGGGCAAGAUUUUACCCUUCGAUGCUCAGUUGAGGGGAUACCUGUUCCUCAGAUUACCUGGCUCCUUAACGAUCAGCCAAUUCAAUAUGCGUGUUCUGACUUUGAAGAUGGAAUUGCAAAAUUGACUAUUCAAGAUGCUUUACCAGAAGAUGAUGGAGUAUAUACUUGUCUGGCAGAAAAUGCUGCUGGAAAAGCUUCCUGCUGUGCUCAGGUUACUGUUAAAGCAGAAAAGAGGAGCAGAAUUAAACUAGAAAGUGCACAUCCAAUUGCAGCCAAUAAAACCUUUCCUCCAGUCCUUCUGAAAGGCUUAAGUGAUCUUAAGGUAAUGGAUGGAAGCCAAGUGAUUAUGACAGUAGAAGUUUCAGCUAAUCCACCUCCUGAAAUAAUUUGGCUUCACAAUGGUAAAGAAAUCCAGGAAACAGAGGAUUUUCACUUUGAGAAGAAGGGCAGUGUGUAUCGCCUCUGUAUCCAAGAGGUAUUUCCUGAGGACACAGGAGAAUACACCUGUGAGGCCUGGAAUGACUUGGGAGGAAUUCAUACUGAAGCAACCCUGACUGUACAAGAACCUCAAGAUGGUAUUCAGCCAUGGUUUAUUAGCAAACCACAGUCAGUGAGAGCAGUAGUGGGGCAGAACAUCAUUAUUUCUUGUGCCAUUGCUGGAGAUCCAUUCCCCACAGUUCAUUGGCUCAAAGAUGGAGAGGAACUAACAACAGAAGCAGGCUAUGAAUUCCUACAAAAUGAAGACAUCUUUACCUUGAUUAUAAGGAAUAUUGAACCUUGUCAUGCUGGCCAGUAUGAAAUACAACUCAGAAACACUGUUGGAGAAUGCAACUGUCAGGUAUCUUUGACGCUGGGAGAAAGUUCAUUUUCCAAAGAAGGAAUGCAAAAAAAUGGGAGGCAGAAAGUACGACAAGAGGCUGAUUGUGGAGAGGAUGCACUGACAUUCAGAAACAUCAGUGGCUCCUUCAGGAGGAAUACUGGGGAAGGCCAGCAAGUGGAGGAAGAUCAGGAAAGUGUCCGUGGAGUACUUAAAAGACGAGUAGAAACCCGAGAGAGCACAGAGGAGAAGCUAAGGCAACAGGAGGCUGAGCAGAUUGACUUCCGGGACAUUUUGGCAAAGAAAGUUAAUACCAAAAGUUUUUCUGAGGAGGAGUUGAAGGAAAUCCCAGCCAAACAAAUGGACUUCCGUGGUACCCUGCAACGGCAGGUCAAGCCGAAAACCUUGUCAGAAGAUGAAAGGAAGGUCCAUGCUCCACAACAGGUAGACUUCCGUGGAGUAUUGGCAAAAAAGGGUACUCCCAAACCUUCCUUGCCAGACAAAGCAGUGAGUUCAAAGCCAAGCACCCCAGAUUUUAGAUCUGUGCUUGCUGCAAAGAAAAAAACACCAACUGAGAACGGUGGCCCUGGGACUCAAGUCCAGAACGUGAUUGCCAACUCUGAAGUACAGAAAUCUAGUGCCAGCAAUAAAGUGCCAAACAUCAGCAUCACCUCUAAAAAUCCUGUGACAUCCAAGAAAUUGGACACUGUCAAUGCUACUUCUAAACUACCAGAGACCAGCACUGUUUCAGAGUCCCAGGAUACCAGCUCUAGAUAUAAAAUACAGAAUGCCAGCACCAAGAAUGAAAACCAAGUUACUAACUCCAGCUCUGAAAUGUCGCAUGUUAAAUCAAGGGAGAAAGAGAAUAAGAAUGACAAUAAUUGCAAAGGUGACUGCCCAGCAGAAGUAGAUGGGCGGAUAAGUGAAGAUAAAGGAAAAGAUAACAAAAAAGAGCCUGAGGGAAUAGCACCAACCUUUACUGAAAAGCUGCAGGAUACCAAAGUAGUAGAAGGUGAAAAGCUGGUCUUGCAAUGUCAGGUUUCCUCAGAUCCACCUGCUACUAUCAUCUGGACUCUGGAUGGCAAAGUCAUCAAAUCAUCAAAAUUUAUUGUUCUCUCCCAUCAAGAGUCUUUAAAGUCAACGGAAAAGAAGACCAAAAAGCCAAAGACUUCACUGGGUUCUGUACAUGGAACAGAAAGUGAAGCAACUGUAAAGAAGAAACCAGCUCCAAAGACUCCACCCAAAGCAGCUCUUCCUCCUCAGAUUGUUCAGUUCCCAGAAGACCAGAAAGUAAGAUCUGGUGAAUCAGUAGAGCUAUUGUGCAAAGUAUCAGGAACCCUGCCUUUAACAUGUACUUGGAUGAAAUUUCGGAAGCAGCUCCAAGAAAAUGAACACAUCAAAAUUGAGAAUGCUGAGAAUAGCAGUAAGCUAACCAUCUUCUCCACAAAGCAGGAACAUUGUGGAUGUUAUACUUUAGUAGUGGAAAACAAGCUGGGAAGCAAGCAAGCACAACUUAACCUUACAGUUGUAGAUAAGCCUGAUCCUCCAGCAGGAACUCCCUGUGCAUCUGACGUUCGGAGUUCUUCCCUCACCCUUUCAUGGUAUGGCUCCUCGUAUGAUGGCGGAAGUGCGGUGCAAUCCUACAGUGUGGAAAUAUGGGACACAGUAGACAAGAAAUGGACAGAUCUCACCACUUGCCGCAGCACUUCAUACAGUGUCCAAAAUCUUCUAGCUGACCGGGAGUACAAAUUCAGGGUGCGAGCUGCUAAUGUGUAUGGGAUCAGUGAGCCAAGUCAAGAAUCUGAGCUAGUAAAAGUAGGAAAGAAAGAAGAAGGCCCUAAAGAAGAAGAAGAAGCUGAAGGAUCUGAUGAUGAAGAGAAAGAAACAGAAUUUGAUUAUCGGACAGUAUCUAUCAAUACAGACCAAAAAGUUUCAGAAUUCUACGAUGUUGAAGAAAGAUUGGGAUCAGGGAAAUUUGGACAGGUUUUCCGACUUGUUGAGAAAAAAAAUGGAAAAGUUUGGGCAGGAAAAUUUUUUAAAGCAUAUUUAGCUAAGGAUAAAGAAAACAUAAGGCAAGAGAUCAGCAUAAUGAACUGUCUGCACCAUCCAAAACUUGUCCAAUUGGUAGAUGCUUUUGAAGAGAAAGCUAACAUUGUCAUGGUAUUGGAAAUUGUUUCUGGAGGAGAGCUCUUUGAAAGAAUCAUUGAUGAGGACUUUGAACUGACAGAGAGGGAAUGCAUUAAAUACAUGAAACAGAUCUCAGAAGGCGUACAAUUCAUUCAUAAACAAGGCAUUGUACAUUUGGACUUGAAACCUGAAAAUAUUAUGUGUGUCAACAAAAUUGGUACAAGAAUCAAGCUGAUUGAUUUUGGACUUGCACGAAGAUUAGAAAAUGCAGGUUCUCUGAAGGUCCUUUUUGGAACACCAGAAUUUGUGGCUCCAGAAGUUAUAAAUUAUGAACCUAUUGGCUAUGCUACUGACAUGUGGAGCAUAGGAGUCAUCUGCUACAUCUUGGUCAGUGGUCUUUCCCCUUUCAUGGGUGAUAGUGACAAUGAAACCUUAGCUAAUGUUACCUCAGCCACUUGGGAUUUUGAUGACGAAGCUUUUGAUGAGAUAUCAGAUGAUGCUAAAGACUUCAUAGAUCACCUUCUAAAGAAAGAUAUGAGAAAACGGGGAAUGCUGUUCGUGCCAUAGGAAGGCUUUCCUCUAUGGCAAUGAUUUCUGGCCUGAGUGGACGGAAGUCCUCUUCAAGUUCACCAACAAGCCCUGUUAAUGCAGAGAUUGAAGCUGGAGAUGAAACAGCCAGUGCUCUCUUAGAAGCAGUUGAUGAAGAAAGGCCUCAUGUGAAACCCUAUUUCUCUAAAACAAUUCAAGAUAUGGAAGUUGUGGAAGGCAGUGCUGCUAGAUUUGACUGUAAAAUUGAAGGUUACCCGGACCCGGAAGUGAUUUGGUACAAAGAUGAGCAAUCUAUCAAGGAAUCCCGGCACUUCCAAAUUGACUAUGACGAAGAUGGCAACUGCUCUUUGAUUAUUUCUGAAGUUUGUGGAAAUGAUGAUGCCAAAUAUACUUGCAAAGCAAUUAACUGUUUGGGAGAAUCAACUUGUACAGCAGAACUUAUUGUGGAAACGAUGGGGGAAGAGGAAGAAGAAGAAGAAUGAAUCAACAGAAGAGGAGAAAAACCACUCAGUUGAAGACUCUUUAAUGCUCAUGUAGUGUGACAUUAGGUCAUAGUUUUCUUCAUUUGUUUUAUAAGCAGUGUGGCUGACACCUGUUUUAUUUAUGGGCAUUAACUUGAAUUAACAAGCACUUUAGUUGGCUGUUGUGCUUGGAUUUAGUUUAAGUUAAAGCAUAAGUUGCAGAGCCCAGACAACGAAUGUGAACACACCAUAUGAAGCUAAUCUGCUAAAAUCAACUCUUUCGUAAGCAUAUGAUCAGGAGAGAGGAACUGGAUAAGUAUACUAAUUGUUUCAUCAAGCAAUAUAGCUAGCAAAAAUGCAUCUUUGGUGUCCUGUGACACCAUUGAAAUAUGUAUGAAUGAAGUACAUUUGGUGCAUUAAAAUUUUAUCUGCAAGGGGCCCACUGGAAAUACAAGAAUAACACAGAAAGCUUCCUGAUGGGAUGCAAAUUUAGACUCUAAUUAGCUUCUCUUAUCAAACAGAUACUAAAUAUAGGUAAUUAUAAUUAUCUCAAUGCCAUCUUUGCAACAUAUUCAGGUUUGGGGGGAGGAGUUCCACCAGUGGCAUCCCAUUAACAGCAUUUUGUGUCUUUCUUAACUUUCCCCUUGAGAGUUAUUUGUAAAUUCAAAUCAAAAAAACCUCAAUUUCAGAGUAAGUUAUUACAAGUUCCCCCCCAAAAAACUAAUACAGUUUUGAGUCCAGCAAAAUAGCUUGACAGUUCGGUAGAUUGAUCUGAAAUCCUGUUUAGAAAAUGAAAGACAUUUUCCCUAUUUUUGGUGGAUUUUCAUACUGAGUUGUAUGUUAUUGUGAUCAUCAUGGUAA
Thamnophis sirtalis is the source of this 6449-nucleotide messenger RNA. The record is from RefSeq and is a predicted model, not a curated record. NCBI's taxonomy places the organism in Eukaryota, Metazoa, Chordata, Lepidosauria, Squamata, Natricidae.